CGGAACAACCUGUGCGGGCCUGGGCCUGCCCUCUUUUGGAGCUGGGGUCCCCUCCCACCUAUCAGGAGCGUUCCACCCCUCCACUCCCCGCCGGCGCCGGGGAAUCAGGUGACCUCAGGCCGGCGCAGUCACGUGGCUAGGCGCGUCCGCCCGUUGUGGCCAUGGCGUCCUCAGGCUCCAGUGUGGUGAGGCGAGUGGAGGAGCUCGGGGACCUGGCUCAGGCCCACAUACAACAACUUAGCGAAGCCGCCGGCGAAGAUGAUCACUUUUUAAUUCGGGCCUCUGCAGCCCUAGAAAAAUUGAAACUUCUGUGUGGAGAAGACAAAGAAUGUUCAAAUCCAUCAAAUCUUCUUGAACUUUACACACAGGCUAUUUUGGACAUGACAUAUUUUGAGGAGAACAAGCUCGUAGAUGAAGAUUUUCCUGAAGAUUCUUCACAAAAAGUAAAAGAGUUGAUCAGUUUUCUCUCAGAACCAGAAAUUUUGGUUAAAGAAAAUAAUAUGCAUCCAAAACACUGCGAUUUGCUUGGGGAUGAACUCCUGGAAUGUCUCUCUUGGAGACGAGGAGCCCUACUCUACAUGUAUUGUCAUUCUCUGACCAAAAGGAGAGAAUGGCUCACAAGAAAAUCUAGCUUGCUUAAAAAGUACCUUAUUGAUGGAAUCAGUUACUUGCUACAGAUGCUGAAUUUUCGGUGUCCCAUCCAGUUAAAGGAAGGAGUUUCUUUCCAAGACCUAGACACAGCUAAAUUACUGAGUGAAGGAAUAUUUAGUGACAUUCAUUUGCUGGCUAUGAUGUACAGUGGAGAAAUGUGUUAUUGGGGAUUGAAGCAUUGUGCAGAUCAACAGCCAGAAAAUCAUGAAGUGGAUACUGGUGUUUCUGGAGCAAGCUACACUACACACAAAGAACCUUUGGAUUUCCGAGAAGUAGGAGAAAAAAUUUUGAAAAAGUAUGUAUCUGUGUGCGAAGGACCCCUGAAAGAACAAGAAUGGAAUACAACAAAUGCAAAACAAAUUUUAAACUUCUUUCAGCAUCACACUAACUAGUAAGUUCAUCUAGUCCUUUUCAAACAGAAAAACAAAAAGGCUCAGGAAAUGGAAGUUCCAGAAAAGAAGACAUAUUGAUACUGAAUUUAGGAACAUUACACUACAUAAAGAUAGCCAGCAUGGUUACCCUUUUUUAAAUGCCAUCACCAUCUUUCACUAUAUAUUCUUUUUUUUUUUUAAGAUUUUUUUUGAUGUGGACCAUUUUUAAAGUCUUUACUGAAUUUAUUACAUUAUUGCUUCUGUUUUAUGUUUUGGUUUUUUGGCCGCGAGCCAUGUGGGAUCUUGGCUUCCCGACCAGGGAUCGAACCUGCACCCCCUUCAUUGGAAGGCAAAGUCUUAACCGCUGGACCACCAGAGAAGUCCCUCAGUAUAUAUUCUUAAACCUGUGAAGGAAUGAUUCUUUAAUUUCUAAAAUGGCAUUUAUGUUAUUCUAACUCACUCUGAACUAUAGAUAUCCUGUAACUAAUACUAAGGAGAAAUCCAAUUUAUCUCUAUAAAGAUUUUUUUUCUAUUACUUUAGAUUUUUUUUUAUUGUGGUACAAUAUACAUAACAUAAAAUUGAACAUUUUGACUGUUUUUAGAUUAUUUUUUAAUCUCCCUGUCUUGAAGUUUGCUGCACUUCAGAGAUUAAAAUCAAGUCCCCUCUUUGCUUUGUAUAUAUGCUAUAGAUAUAAAAAUUGGCAAAAUGAAAAAUUGUGACUAAUAUCCAUGUACCAUUUCCAGAAUAAGAUAAAUAAUGAAAGACUCCACAAAAGAAUUUUUAUUUGUUUCACCACGUACUACUAAAUGGCAUUUAAAAUUUUUAGUCUAUUAGGCAUUUUAUAAAAAUUUCAAAAUUAUUUUGUUUUAAAGAAUAUGCAUGGUUUAUUAAAUGAGUAAUGAAGAUAAAACCAAGUUAGGUUAGUCCGCCAUUAGUCUUAUGUCUUUAGAGCACAUCUUUUCAUGUUUUGAAAUUUUAAUAGUUUUUGUCUUUAAUUGUAGGGGUGAGUGUUAAAGGCCAAGAGCCCAACCUGGUAUCUUGCUGACAGUCUUUCUGUCUACCUCAGUUCCUGUUGUCGUCUUGGGAUGAUCUGUCUGAUACCUUGCCAAUAUCCUUCACCUCUGGGCCGUUGACUUCAUCACAUUCCAGGAACUUAACUCCCACAGUCUCAACAUGAAUAUCACCAUCCUCAGUUUCUCUUUCUGAAAUCUUAAAUUUCAAUAGCUAGUGACAUUUUUUCCAGUUUUUUACUUCCUCAUUUUGAUUGAUUCUUCUCUCUCUCAUUUCUUUUGUAUCUCUUUAGCUUACUCAUAGCCUCUUUCUCUUGCUGCCCCCUUUUCUCCUCACCAUCAGCCUCUUUCAGAUUUUCUUCCUUCCCUGUCCAGCCUUGGCCUUAUGGGGCACCAUAUGACGUGCUCUCCACAGUCUCUUCAAAUCCAUUUUCCCCUGGUCUUUCAGCCUAAUCAUUCUGCGGUCCCUCAACAUUGAAUUAAUCCUAUCGUUCCACCUUCUUUUUUUGGGAUGCUGAGUUCCAUAUGAAGUUCCUGCAGCUCCUUCAAAGUGGAAUCACUCUAAGUAUCUUGCCUUCAGCUUUAGAAGAGCCCUCAGCGUAAGCCUUUCGUCUGUUACUAGUGUGGCCCCUGUCCCUUUCCCACUGUGGCUAAUCCACACCUCUGACUUGCCUCAUCACUUUCCUCUGGCCCUUUGUCCCCUCCCCUAGCACAUGGCUCUUGGUCCUGUCUUACAGAAAAUAGAGACUAUGAGCAGGUCAGUGUCUGUUUACCCAUUUGGCCCUACUCAUUUCCCCCCUUUGUAGAGGAAAAGAGGCAUCCUGCUUCAUGUUGAAGACUAGUCUCCACACUUCCUUUCUGCCAGCUCCCUCAUUUCCCCUGGGUCUUCUCUUUUUUCUGCCAAUAUCCUGUACGUAUUGCUCUUUUCCAGAAUACUUAUUUUUCUUUUUCCUCCCUUCUCCCAUUUUUCCUUCCUUCCUUCCUUUCUUUCUCCCUUUUUUCUUUUUUACUUACUCCAAAUACAGUUGACCCUUGAACAAAACAGGUUUGAACUACGUGGGUCUACUUAUACGUGGGGUUUUUUCAGUAGUAAAUACUACAGUACUACACAAUCAGCGGUUGAUUGCAUCUCCGGAUACAGAGGAAUCGCGGAUAUGGAGGGCCGACUAAAAGUUAUACGCAGAUUUUUGACUGUCAGGAGGAUUGCACCCCUAACCCCCUCAUUGUUCAAGGGUCAGCUGUACAUUUAUGUGAUGUUAUUGACAGCCAUGGCUUCUAUCACCUGUAAUGUUAGGCUGACUCCCAAACCUGUAGCUUGAAUCCCAGCUUCUGCUUUCUAAACCUUCUUUCUAACUGCCUAUUAAAUAUCUUCACUUAGACAUCCCAUAGUAAUUUUAAAUUCGAUAUGUUCAAACGACUAAUCCUUUUCAUCUAAAAUCAUUUCCGGCUUAUGUUUUCUCUUUUUUCGAUCUUCCACAAAGCAGGGCAACACAGAAUGCUGUAACCUACUUUCUUCUGCCUACCUUGCCAGCCUCAUCUCUGCAGCUCUUCCUGUGUGAUCAUUUUCUAGUCCAGUGUUCCUUAGGCUCAUUUUUUUUUUUUUUUUUUUUUUUGCGGUACGCGGGCCUCUCACUGUUGUGGGCUCUCCCGUUGCGGAGCGCAGGCUCCGGAUGCGCAGGCCCAGCGGCCAUGGCUCACGGGCCCAGCUGCUCCGCGGCAUGUAGGAUCCUCCCGGACCGGGGCACGAACCCGUGCCCCCUACAUCGGCAGGCGGACUCUCAACCACUGCGCCACCAGGGAAGCCCCCUUAGGCUCAUUUUUGAUCAACAUUCUGAUGGAGCUGCUUGGGACGAGGAGAGUCUCUCCCUAUCUCUGCCUUUGUCUCCUUGUUUAUCCUUAUACAGCUAAGAAGAUUUUUAUUUAACUUAGCUUUUACAAGUUUUGCUAUGAAAAUACCUUUGUGCUUUCUAAGUAUAAAGGUUUAAAUCACAUACUGCCCACCCUCACCCCACCCUUUUUGGAGAAUCAUGAUCAAUCUCAAGUAUACUAGUUCCUUCCCCAAUGUGCUGUGUGUUUUUUUUCCUCAAUAUCCUCGUUACUUCUGGCUGGAACGCUUUGCCCUUCUUUGUAGUCAAGUGAAUACCUAUUUACCCUUUAGGACUCAGCUCCAGUGAUAUUGGAUCCAUAAGGCUUUUUCCAGCCCUUUUCAGUCAAAGUUAACAUGUUACUCUGCUUCUGCUCCCUGAAUCUUCUCCAACCCAUGUUAUCACACUGAUCGCAUUGCUUUAUAGUCAUUUUUCUUAUGAGUUGGCGAACUCCAUAUUUUAAAAAUUUAUCUUCAUGCAUAGUGCUUAAUGAAUGUUAGGCCCUUAGUAAUGUUUUUUGAAUUAGUAAGAGGCAUGAUUCUUAAGUGCUGAAGUUACUGCUCUUGGAUUCCAAACUGCCGUGACCUCUGUACCAGAGGUUGACAAGGCCAAGAGGGAAUUACUCCUCAGAGAAGUAAAGUAUCAUUUAGAUCUAGAACCAGAGAAAAGUAGAGAGCUUUCUCUUCAGAAGCUAGGAACUCCAUUUUGUCUUCAUGACCCUGUGAACCACUUGGGUCUCUCACUGGUUGGUACACUAAUGGGGCUACUGUUGGGUGCUUUUUGUACAAUUUUUUCAUCCCCCUCACAAUUGGAGAAUAAUUUGUAGACCAUAACAGUUAUAAUGCUUUUUACUGUGAUGUAUUACAAAACAAUGGACAGUACAUUUUUGUAUGUGUUAAAGCCUGCUAUGUAAAUUCUGUUUCAUUUAGAAUGGAUUAACUUCAAGAUACCAAAUACUCCACAUAAGGAAAGUACUAUAAUUACUAUAAUUCACUCAUCAACAACUAUUAUGUGCCUACUACAUGCUAGGUUUUAUCCUAGGCACUGAGUAUAUAGCUUUGUAAAACACCGGAGUUUGUUUUCUAGUGGAGGAAGUUAACGCAUUUUAAGAAACAAAUGUGUAGCUUGGUGAGUGAUGAGUGCUAUGAAGAAUAAAGCAGGGCAUGGGGCUAGUGUGACUUGAGAGGGGUGCUGUUUUAUUUAGGGUGGUUGGGAAGGCACCUCUAAGCACCUGUCUACUUCAGCAUUUGGGUCUACCCCUCUGGUUGAAUACUAGUCAAUGUGCCAUUGCACAUUCAGUAUAUUCAUGAAGUUUCUCUUAUGGACGUUUUGAUGCUGAAUUAAACAAUGAAUCACUACCUAAGAACUUCUCAUUUUGAUCCCAUUUAAAGGUUUUCUCUCCAGUGUGGCCCUUACUAAUGGGUAAGUGAUAACCUAAAGACCUUGUAGCAUUUAUUACACUUGGAGUUUCUCUCCAUUUUGAACUCUUUGAUGGUUACUAAAACUUAAACUCUGUUAAAGGAUUACUCUGUUAAAGGAUUUUUCAUAAUCCUUAAAUUUGUAUGGUUCUUUUCCACUAUGAAUUUUCUCAUGUUAUCUAGGCUUUGAGACUUAGUUAAAGGCUUGUCUGCUUUGCUGCAUUUAUAGGGUUUCUGGCUGCUGUGAAUUGUUUGAUGCUGAUUAAGGUCCAGAUCAUGAGUGAAGACUUUCCCUUAUUUGUUUGCAUACAGUAGAGUGAGGUGAGAGUCAUUGGCUAAAACCCCAUAAUAAAAUUUACAUUCCUUCCUUUAUAGUCAGUCCCACUGGGAAUUUUCUGAUGUUCAUUAAAGUGGGAGAUUCAUUUUAAUGCCAUUUUUUUCAAAACCCACAGCUGGCUUAUAUGCUAGUUUUAGAUUGCUUGUCACUUUUCUCUCUCCACCUUCCAGGGCUCCUUUUCUGACUCCCAUAAGGAUACCCCUUCUGCCACAGAAUACAGGAUUCCAUAGUUCUCUAGUAUCACCUUGUAUUAUUUUUUUUAACACAAUAUGAGCUAUCAUGUUAUGGAAGUAUUACAUUAACAUACAUUUAAUGUAUCCAUAGUUAAAAUAUGCAUUAUGUAUUCGUGCUGCUGUUCCUUACUGUUUUUUAUUUUCCUAUUUCUAGUGAAAAUUUCCAAGUAAAAUGUUUUGGAGCAUAUAAAAUUUUUAAAAAAAAAUAAAACCAUAGUCCCAUAUAUGUAUCUUUGUUUUA
Messenger RNA from Physeter macrocephalus (sperm whale), 6127 nucleotides. RefSeq names its product RAB7A interacting MON1-CCZ1 complex subunit 1 (gene RIMOC1). Lineage: Eukaryota; Metazoa; Chordata; Mammalia; Artiodactyla; Physeteridae. The record is from RefSeq and is a predicted model, not a curated record. The transcript has 6 exons. Gene Ontology annotation, biological process: mitophagy. The coding region runs from base 162 to 1043 and encodes 293 amino acids.